Nelumbo nucifera (sacred lotus) is the source of this 1665-nucleotide messenger RNA. RefSeq names its product putative plant SNARE 11. The record is from RefSeq and is a predicted model, not a curated record. Gene Ontology annotation, cellular component: ER to Golgi transport vesicle membrane; late endosome membrane; Golgi apparatus. Gene Ontology annotation, molecular function: SNARE binding; SNAP receptor activity. Lineage: Eukaryota; Viridiplantae; Streptophyta; Magnoliopsida; Proteales; Nelumbonaceae. Gene Ontology annotation, biological process: vesicle fusion.
GGAAAGAAAUCAAAAAGAAAAAAAAAAACCUGUCUGUAAAUUACGCGAAGCGUUGUGUUGACUCAUUUUUUAUUGCACGCAGAGAUCGGGAGAACCAUCUACCCUAGAUUUCGGUUUCUCCGAUCACUCCGACCUUAACACGGGACCUGCAUUGAUCGGAUCGCUUCGAAUCAGAUAUGCAAAAGCGGCAUCUUCUGUUUUGAAUCGGCGACUCGGUGUUCGAAUCAGCUGUUAUUUUGCUAGAAAAUUGGAAAUCGAACUCGUUUUAUAGCUCUUGUUAGAUCCAUUUGAACAAUCUUCCCGAAUUUGCGGAUUUCGAGGAUCUACAUUCUACAAUAUCGUUGAGCAUUGGGGGAUUUGAUAUCUGAUAUCGGGUUUCCUACUGGAAGGGUUGACUUCGGAAGAUUUGCAAACUCGAUUCUUGAGAUGGAUUCGUUGUCUUCAAUCAGCGAGGAGCUAGCUGAGAUCGAUGGACAGAUUAGUGACAUAUUCCGUGCUUUAUCAAAUGGAUUCCAGAAGUUGGAGAAGAUUAAAGACACAAAUAGGCAGAGCAGACAGUUGGAAGAACUUACAGAAAAGAUGCGGGAGUGUAAAAGGCUUAUUAAAGAUUUUGAUAGAGAAGUGAAGGAUAUUGAAAGGAGAAAUCGUCCAGAUAUCAACAGAAUGCUCAAUGAGAAAAAGCAGUCGAUGAUCAGAGAAUUGAAUUCGUAUGUUGCUCUCAAGAAGCAAUAUGCAAGUACCCUUGGAAACAAGCAGAGGGUGGAUCUUUUUGAUGGGCCUGCUGGUGGAGAGGGGUUUGGCCAAGAGAAUGCCUUGUUGGCAUCUUCUAUGACCAACCAACAGCUAAUAGAUACUGGUAACCAGAUGAUGGACGAAACUGAUCGGGCCAUUGAGCGCUCAAAACAGGUUGUUGAACAAACUAUUGGCGUUGGAGCAGAGACGGCAGCUGCUCUCAAAGCUCAGACAGAACAAAUGAGUAGAAUUGUAAAUGAGCUUGAUUCUAUCCAUUUUUCAAUCAAGAAGGCUUCUAAACUGGUUAAAGAAAUCGGUAGGCAGGUUGCAACUGACCGGUGUAUUAUGGCAUUUCUCUUCCUAAUUGUCCUUGGAGUCAUAGCUAUCAUCAUUGUGAAGAUCGUGGACCCAAAGAACAAAGACAUUCGGGAUAUUCCUGGGCUGGCUCCACCAGCUCUUUCAAGGAAACUUCUUUGGAACACCAAUUAGAGUACAAUGACUAAAUAAUCGUGGGAUUUCAUUGAAAAGCCACUUCGUACUGAUAAGGCAUUAGGUCUGGGAAAUUAUGUUCGCUCAUUGUUUCUGAUGCAUCCACUCCGGAAGGAAAAGAACAAGAACAAAAGAAAGUGAUAACCAAGUCCCACUCACUGAAGCUCUCUGCGUAUUUCUCACAAAGCAUCUUUUAUUGGAGAAGGUCCGUAUGCUUUGAGUUACCCCGUGAAGAUUUUCUUUUAGGAUAAUAAUAUUGUCACCUGGGCUAUGGGACCUAAUAUGUGAUUAUCUUGAACUUGAAUUUUGGUCCACAGUGACCACCUAAAAUACCAAGUCGAACAUGUGUAUUUAUUUGUUUUAGUUUGGUUGUAUUUUCUCUUCCGUUCCUGACAGUCUAAUGGUUAUAUGAAGAGUUGGCAGUUGCUCAAUUUAUGGAUUCAA